AUGACUAGUGAAAUGUGGCCCCUAAGUUCCCAGGAGCCUAUACCUCACACUUGGGCUGCCGUCUGCUGUAUCAACACUCCUUUCGGUAUCACCGACCAAGAAGGGAACGUAGACAUUUGUAUUGACGUGUCUGAAUGUCUGUUCAAAAUGUUCUUUAUAUCUCGGUUCUAUGCUCUCGAUCUGGGUAAGUAUUGGCAGAGGCGGAGGUGCAAUACUGGGUUGGUGUAG
Messenger RNA from Aspergillus nidulans FGSC A4, 228 nucleotides. RefSeq lists its product as uncharacterized. The transcript is spliced from 3 exons. Bases 1 to 228 code for a protein of 75 amino acids. Lineage: Eukaryota; Fungi; Ascomycota; Eurotiomycetes; Eurotiales; Aspergillaceae. The record is from RefSeq and is a predicted model, not a curated record.